Molecule: messenger RNA, 2002 nt
Organism: Archocentrus centrarchus (flier cichlid)
Lineage: Eukaryota; Metazoa; Chordata; Actinopteri; Cichliformes; Cichlidae
Product: zinc finger protein 397-like
Exons: 3
Coding region: 238-1386 (382 amino acids)
Biological process (GO): regulation of gene expression
Cellular component (GO): nucleus
Source: RefSeq, a predicted model, not a curated record
CUUCCGGGUGUUAAAGAUUGUUUUUGCUGUGCACGGUUCUGCUUUGUUACAUUUUGUCAGUUUUUAUUUUUUAUAAAUUGUCCUUACCAGUUUGACGGGAUAAACCAUUAAUCAUUAAAAACACUUUUGUUUAAAUACCACGUUAACCUUAUGGCUGUAUCUUUGGACCUCUGGGAUGUUUAAACUGACGUACGAGGCUAACUUCAGGACUAGCUUACAGGGGUGUUUUAUUUCAGGAUGUCUAAACUUGAGCGUUUGAGUGCCCGCGUGGCCAAACUACUGACUGAAGCUGUGCAGGAGGUUCUGGAGGUGGUGAAGGAGACCGUGUCAGAGUACCAGGAGAAAACAGCCAGGACUCAGAGAGAGAAUGAAAGUCUGAAGAGAAGACUGCAGGAGCUCCAGGACAGGAUACCAAAUGAAAGCGCAUAUGAAAGUACAUCUGUCCUAACUACAAGUGGGCCACCAGCUGAGGAAAACGACAAGACAAUGACUCAGGAUCUGAGUGUCAUUCAGAAGCAUAACUCAGAUGCCGUCACUCUCACAGAGCAAAAUCCGAUAAACAGCCACAAACUCGACUGUGCCGUGAAGCAGGAGUCCAAAGAAAAAGAGAGUCGCAAUAAUAUUCAGACACAGUCUGAGUGCAAGUUGGCACAAACACCAACAGACCAUCGCAAAGCACAACCAGCAGAUAUGGCACACAUUUCAGAGGAACAGAAUAUGUCGUCAUCACAUAAUACAACCAGGGACACCAGAAGAGACUUAUCAAAUAAUGAGCCCAACCCAAACAGUUUGCUGGAAUACAGCACUCUGUUUGGGGUAAACCUGGCUGCCAUAAAAAGAGAAUCAGAGCCCACAGACUGCACAACAUUGCAGCAACCAUCUCUUCAACCACAGUAUACCGGGUGCAUGGAUUUAAGCUGCAACUCUUCUCGUCACAUCUCUGCUGAGACCCACAGGCCGCAAGUUAGUGCUGAGCCUUAUGGACUCAUCUUUGUUCAUUCAAAUCACACUGCGCACAGAAGGCAUGGAUUAGCAAAAACCAGCAGGGCUGGUUUAGAUGGCAGACAAAUGAGGACAGAGCACCUCAGGAGAGAUGGCUUGCACUUGUGUGUUGUUUGUGGAAAAACAUUUAGCAGGGUGGGAAAUUUGAGAAUCCACCAGCGUUGCCACACCGGAGAGAAGCCGUACGGCUGCGUACAGUGUGGGAGGCGCUUUAGUCAGGCAGGAGAUUUGAAAAAACACAAGAGGGUCCACACGGGGGAGAAGCCGUAUUACUGCAGCCAGUGUGGAAAGAGCUUCAGUCGAGGGGAGAACCUCAAAAGACACCAGAGGAUCCACAUCGGGGAGACUCUGCAGUUGCAGCAAGCGUGCCGGGAGCAGCGGUAGUGAUGACGGUACUGAGUAAAGUGCACAUCAGUAAAAUCAGCACAGUUACUUUUUUUUUCUUUUUUUUUUAGAGAAUAUUUAAGUAUUGUUUUUUGAUCUGUGCUCCUAGUUUAAGAAACAGAUGCAGUGUAUUUAAACUGCCAAAGCUACUAACUUACUGGAGCUGUUGGAAGGCUCUACUUGCUUUUCUGUUUGUCACUCUAAGCCAGUGGUUUUCAAAUCCAGGCCUCAUGGCCCGGUGUCCUGCAGGUUUUAGAUGUGUCCCUGAUCCAACACACCUGAAUCAAAUGGCUGAAUUACAAGGCUGCUGUACUUCACCCUCUUCACCAUAGUGGGUGAAGUCUUACAGGAAGAGAUGCUCUGAUCUCUAUCUGGAUUCAUAUCUGCGCAAUGUUAUUUUUGGUGACACAAUUUCACCAAGUUUUGAAACUGAAAUAACAGCCAGAAGCAAACAGAUUUCCAUGCAGUGUUUAACUUUUAAGAAUAUAUUUCAGUACAAAUGAGAAGCCAUCUUACACAGGAAGCUGCUGUCAUCUUACAGCCAGUUAUAUUCCCAAGGUGCUACCCAGGGUAUGAAUAUGAAUACCCGAUAUAAUUUAUGCUUACUUUAUUAUUA